Salvia hispanica is the source of this 657-nucleotide messenger RNA. The record is from RefSeq and is a predicted model, not a curated record. NCBI's taxonomy places the organism in Eukaryota, Viridiplantae, Streptophyta, Magnoliopsida, Lamiales, Lamiaceae.
AUGUGCGGAGAUGUAUUGAAGUACUCGAAGAAAAACAGAAACCAUUUGGACAUGAGACACCGUUUGGACUCUAAAGGUCAGCGACAAGGGAAGCUAAUAGAUUACAGAGUCAGCGAGUUGAGAGUAGUUGAACUUCUUGAUGGGCUCUGUGAAAACAUGCAGGAUUAUACUCUGGAGAAGGUGGAUUCAAGCAGACAAUGGAUCAAGGUUAAGGACUGGGAUAACCUUAAGACUAAUAAACAAGAAGCUCGUGCAUAUUCAAAAGACAUUUCAUCUUUCUGUGGAAGGUUACUGGAAGAAACUGAAGAUGAGCUUUCAGAGAGGAUAAAGAAAGGAUCUGUUAACGCCGGAGAAGUAAGCAGGGUCCUAUGCCAAGACAUCGGCAGAUAUUGUAGUCAGACAAGUGGCAAUAGGGAAACAGUGGAAGAUGAAACCAGCAACGAAGAACUCUAGGAACUGCGUGAGGUGGCUCUGCGAAACCGGGCGUUUUGGUAGAAAAACUGAGGCUUCAGAGGUUGUGAAUUUCUCACCUCCAAAAUGCCUUGUUUUACUUUGGUGGUGUUCAGAAUUCAUGAGAUCAAAUUUAACUGUCACUUACACUUACACUUACACUGCACUUGAAAAGAAAAAUAUUAUCAUUAUCUUUCUUAUCUCCCA